ACCAMAGAGGUUGAUCGAUCACUGGCACAUAACAAACUAAAGAUUGAGGSCGCGGCRRAAUAAUUCUCAAGAAUACCAACGAGAAAACUACCGUGAUUGAUUUUGCGGAACACCGGGUCCACGACAGAAAGCGACGAUUGCGCAAGAAACAAGGCAGGAUGAGGCGUCUUUCGUUGGUGCCCCUGGCAAUGGCCAUCGGGGAUGUCGCCGUGGCGUUUACUGCUUCCACUUUGAAAGCACGUUGUUUCCCGAGAAACGUCGCCGCAGGAGCCAUAGACUCGCCGGUUGUUCUCUCCGUCUCGAACAGCAACGACGAAAAGGAAGCCGCGAAAGAGGGGGGCGAAGAAUCGGAGGAGGAGCUCCAGAGACGAAUGGCCGUCGUUCGCUCGCUGCAGAUGUCCUUUUACGGUUCCAGUGCCUCCAAGCGAGACCGCGGCACAAACGAAGACGAAGACGAAAACGGUGCUGUCGGCAACGACGAGGACGGACCUCCGAGGCACGAUGUAUCCACUGGCACCAUCCAGAGAUUGCCCCUGUUCCGUGCGGCCUGGUACGAGCUUCCGGGGCGAUCGAAUGUCCUGAUCCUAAAGGAUCCGAUCUAUACGAACAUGUUCGAAAAAAUGUUUUACACUUCCGACAACAACAACAACAACAACAAAAUCAAGGGACCGGACGGUGACGCGGACACGAAUUCGAUUUCGCCGUGGGUUUUCGGUCAUCUGUUUACCCCUAAUGAACACGGCAGUGCCAAAGCGACAAGCAACAAGAAGAACUUGUUCAAAAAGAAGGGAGAUUCCUCCGCAAAGAAGGCCUCGUCGGAAGGUGGCAGUGCUGCUCCGAAACAAAACGGAAAAAGAGGGAACAAAGACUCCAAGCGCAACCGGCUGCUGAACUGGAAGGAUUCGGGAACCAACCGCCGGGGCAACAGUCCCUUGUCGUCCACGGCGGUCCUGGGCACRCUCAUGUACGUUCGAGAUUAUCGCCGCCUGAGGGAUGGAAGGAUUCUUGCGCUGGUGCACGCGGCGGAAACCUUUGUCGUCGAAAAAGUCCACCGGAGCCUGCCGUACGCGAUUGUCGAYGCGAGAAUCCUGCCCGAUGUGGAGGAACUCGAGUUCGAUCCGCCCGCAACGGACGGGAGUGAAAGCCUUCCGUCCCCCUCCAUCUACUCGUGCGGAGACCAUCCGGACGAGCAAUUUCUGGUGGACUCCCUCCGGGCCGACGAGGAUGCUUCCGCGGGUCCGGCACGCGCCAGAGCCGUCGAGGACUCGAUCCACGUCUACCACCGGUACGAGUGCGACUCCGAGCAGCGCCUCGACGGGAUACCGAACAAGAGCGAUCUGGGGAUCCUUGACAUUACCCACAACGCCAUCUCGAGGGCCCACCUGCCGUACUGCCCGUUUGCGGCCUCGUCGUUUCUGAAUGCAACAACAGCAGCAACAACAACAACAGCAGCAGCAGCAACGACGACGCGAGGAACCACCCCGACACCAAGAGACGAAACCGGAGCGAGCGGCUCGAGUCCUUCCGAGAAAGACCCGGCACGGGCGGCCCCCUCUCUCGAGUUCGAGCUCCUGCGGCGGGGAAUCACCAAGAUUCCCCCGUCGGACCGAAGGUUUAGCUACAACGCGGAACCUACCUACGCCUCGUCGUCCUCCGAAGAGACGAAGGAGUCGACCACCCAUUCGUGGACCACGGACGAACUGGAAUACGAGCUGUGGCUGGUCCUCGACUAUUUUCUAAAGGCCACAAAGAAAGAGAUCUCCCCCGUCCUGCUGCGGUUGCUCCCGAGCGAACCCGAGAUGCCGAGGGCCUGGCCUCCCGGCUUUUCGCUAAAGGCUGCCCACGACACAAAGCACGGAAACAGCCAAGGGGACCCCGGCCGUUCGAGUGGUGGUGGUGGUGGCUAUCCCCACCGCCGCCGGCAGCGGCGGCUGAGCUACUCGGCGGCCUACCUGCUCGAGGCCGUCCUGCCGAUCGGAAGAGCGGUCGGCUCCGGAAGCGGAAGMRGCGUCCGUUGCUCGGGCGGAUCGGGGGUCGACGAGGCGGAGAUCCAGGAGCUCCGGGCCCUCCUCCUGUCGGUUCCGUCGACGAGGCAGCGGCUGAGGGUGGUCCUGGAACGCUUCCACCGGUGGCGUCUCUACGAAGAAUGCGACGAAUUCGCGUAGCGCGGGACGAACGACCAUGGCAUUYUGGGCCAACACAAGAGCAGGGUAUCCACAAGGCAGGAUUGGUGUUUGGCAAGAACAAAAAACAMGCUAGGUA
This is a messenger RNA of Pseudo-nitzschia multistriata, 2262 nucleotides long. The record is from the annotation of a GenBank genome assembly. Lineage: Eukaryota; Bacillariophyta; Bacillariophyceae; Bacillariales; Bacillariaceae.